AUGCCCCCUCCGCCCCUUGAACUCAACCCACAGCAGCUUGUGUGCCACAGUGCAGGGUCCUCUCAGCUGGCACAGACAUGGCAAAGCUGCUAUGGGUGCCUGGUGGAGGAGCCCCAGUGGGCUGGCUGGGUGGCCCAGCGGGAGCUGGGACAGCGCCCGCGGGAAAGGGUGGGCAGGCCUCUAGACCCGGGGAUCAGCUGGGGCUGUGCCCGAAGGUACGGAGCGCCUGUCACAGGGCAGAUCCAGGAUUACAAGGGGGUCUCUGAAAUGUUCGAUGAGGAGGGCAGAGGGCAGGUGAAGAUGGAUGAGCUGGAGCAGCUCAUGAGUUUCCUGGGCAUCAACUCCACCAAGAGUGAGUUGGCCUCCACGGCUAAGGACGUGGACAGAGUUAAGAAAGGGCUCUUCAACUGCAGCAACUUCCUGGCCCUGAUGGGAGUGUAAUUGGAGAAGGCCCAGAACCAAGAGGGUGAGCUGAGGGCAGCCUUCUGCGUCUUUGACAAGGAGGCUAAGGGCUACAUUGACUGGGACAUGAUCAAGUAUGUGCUUAUGAACGUAGGUGAGCCCCUCAAAGAGGUGGAGGCUGAGCAGAUGAUGAAGGAAGCUGACGAGAAUGGGGAUGGGACCCUCGACUACGAGGGUGAGCAGAGGAUGGGCCCCGGGACCCUGGAGGCCGGUCAGUCUGGCCGGGCUGCUGACCUGUCCCUCUGCUCUCAGAGUUCAUGUCAUGAUGACUAGGGAGUCCUUCAAGCUGGUUCAGUAGGAGGAGCCGCUGGGGCUGAGGGAGGUCUGCUGGCAGAAGCCUACUACCCGCUACUGUCCACCCCACCCCAGUUCCGCAGCCAAUAAAUACUCCAGCCAGACUCAUGUGUGCAUCACUGUCCUCAGGCUGGAAAGAAGGGACUUCAAAGCUGUGGGUCUGGAGAAGGUAGAGGAUUCUCCCGAGUCGACCAUGGCACUUGGCC
Dama dama (fallow deer) is the source of this 962-nucleotide messenger RNA. RefSeq names its product calmodulin like 6 (gene CALML6). The record is from RefSeq and is a predicted model, not a curated record. Gene Ontology annotation, cellular component: cytoplasm. NCBI's taxonomy places the organism in Eukaryota, Metazoa, Chordata, Mammalia, Artiodactyla, Cervidae. Gene Ontology annotation, molecular function: calcium ion binding.